Molecule: messenger RNA, 3360 nt
Organism: Cladophialophora psammophila CBS 110553
Lineage: Eukaryota; Fungi; Ascomycota; Eurotiomycetes; Chaetothyriales; Herpotrichiellaceae
Exons: 1
Coding region: 1-3360 (1119 amino acids)
Biological process (GO): lipid metabolic process; phosphatidylinositol-mediated signaling
Molecular function (GO): calcium ion binding; phosphatidylinositol-4,5-bisphosphate phospholipase C activity
Source: RefSeq, a predicted model, not a curated record
AUGAUCUCUGCUACGCCCUCGCCCUCGCCCUCCGCCAGGGCGUUGCGGAGCCGCGACAACUCCCCGUCGCCUCAUCCGCGUUCUCUGGCUCGCAUGCCCUCAUACCAGCGGGUGAAUACGACUCUUCAUCCCUCCUCCUCGGUCACUCCAGUCUCCGCCAACAGCACAUCCUCCAUGACCCAGAGCCCCUAUAUCAGCUCGAUCCAAUCUUCUCCAUUGGUGUCACAUCCCAUCUACCAAUUACCUCACCUCGGAAACCCCGUGCCAUUUGAGCUCGGCGAGAGCCUCGUCUCCCCUCAUGUGUUUUCUCCCCCCAAGGAACCCUCGGCAGGCUCCAAGGUUGGAAUCAUGCGCAAGCUCUCCCAAAGUGCCAAAGAUGGCGUGUCCUCAGCUCGACAGACUCUGCGGAGGAAGGCCUCAUCGUCCGCCCACUCCCGGCGUGACGGAAGCACUGGGCCAAUCACCAGACGUCGCAGUGACAGCAAGAAUGCCAUUACGAGUGUUUACACUGUGGAGUCGCCGUCUUUGGAUCCCUUGCCCCUGGAUCUGCAGACGGGCUUGGGACUCUACGCUGGUGACACAAUGAGCAUUUCCAGCGAGCCCACCACAUUGAUAGACACGAGUCCCGAGGGCCAAGCGCCGUGCGUCCCGGAGCAUCUGGUGGCGGGCUGCUUAUUGACCAAGAUCACCAAGAACAAAAAACAAGAGAAACUAUUCUACAUGGACGUCGAGGGUUCCCGUGUCUCGUGGAAGGGUGCGGUGACAACCAAAGUCUUUCAUAUUGACAACAUCAAGAGCAUCCGGAGUGGCGAGGAAGCUGCCAGUUACCAGUCGCAGCUCCGUGGUGAAGCCGUCGACCCGGAGCUGUGCUUCACCAUCAACUAUACCACGUCGGAUUCGGCCAAGCAGGUCAAGUCAUUGCAUCUCGUUGCUCGCAAUCGCCAGGAUCUUCGACUAUGGGUCGAGACCUUGGAAAGCCUGGCGAAGCAUCGAGAGGAGCUGAUGACGAGCAUGGUCGGAUCUACUGAACGCGAAUCGGUCGUUCGAGCUCACUGGGACAAUGAAAUGGCAAAGCGGACGGCCAAACACAACAUCGCCAAAGCCGACGGUCUUGACCUCCCAUCCAUACAGGUGCUUUGCCGUAAACUCCACAUCCACAUUCCCGAGAGGGAGUUGGAGGAACAUUUUCAUUUUGUCGACGUCAACAAGUCGGAACUCUUAGACUACCCUCAAUUCCGGGAAUUCCUCAGACGUCUUCGAGAAAGAAGCGAUAUCAGGAAGAUCUUCGACGAACUGAGGGGUGACGAUUCCAGGGGCGUUACGAGGUCUCAGUUCAUUGCCUUCCUUAAGCGUCAUCAAGGGAUUCAUAUCGAUUCCCUGUCCGAGUCUGAUGUCUGGGAGGAGAAGAUCAACGACUUGAUAGCCAUGUCGUUUUCGGAUGAUCCAGUCAUGCAAAGAUCCGGUCUCAUUGACGCCAACGCUUUUGCAUCUUUCAUUGUCUCCAAGGACUGCCAUGUCUAUACCAAGCCCGAAGCUUCGGCUCCCAACUUUGAUCGACCUCUUGGGGAAUAUUUCAUUUCAAGCUCCCACAACACGUAUCUGACCGGUUGGCAAGUGGGAGGCACCGCUUCAGCGGAAACCUACAUCACUGCCUUGCGACACGGAUGUCGCUGCGUUGAAAUUGACUGCUGGAACGGUCAAGAUGGCCACCCGAGAGUGACCCACGGUCGUACUCGCACAAGUUCGGUACUUUUCUCGGACUGUGUCAAUGCCAUCCAACGAUGCGCGUUCGAUGUCACUCCGUACCCGGUGAUCAUUUCCCUGGAAGUUCACUGUGAUGCCGAACAACAAGCCAGAAUGGUGCAGAUCAUGUGUGACGUGUUUGGGGAGCGCCUUCUUCUUUACCCUCUGCCUGGCUUUACGGCACAGCUGCCUUCUCCAGAAGAUCUCAAGUACAAGAUACUCAUCAAAGUGAAGUCCACAGAGCUUCACGCGGACCUUGCAGCGUCGCGGCGUCCUGCCCCUGUGAAUCGAGAUCGGAGCGCAAGUUCUCCGAACAGACUCGGAGCCCAACCGACAAACUGGGUGCUCCCAGCAAAAGUACCCUAUGUCUCGAGUCCCGCAUUGGUUACGCCUCCAGAGACCAUUUAUUCACCCACCGACCGAUCGGUCACGGCAACAAGCGGAAGCAGUGCCGAUGAGGAAAGCGAUGUUGCACCGAACUCACCUUCGACCAUUGAAAGUCAGCGGCGUGUCCCAAAGCUGAGCAAGGUGGGCUCUCAUUUGUCUGCUCUCGGCGUAUAUAUGAAAGGCUAUACGCUCCGCGAUGCUAAGGACCUUCGUUUCCAACAAUACAACCAUAUAUUCUCGCUCAACGAAAACAGAGCCAUCGAGCUCUGUCGUUCUACGGAGCACAAAUCUCUGUUCGAAGACCACAAUCUCCACCACCUGUGCCGUGUUUACCCCAAGACUCUGCGCUUCCAGUCCUCCAAUUUUGAUCCCAACACCUUCUGGCGGAGGGGGGUCCAAAUGGUCGCCUUGAACUGGCAGACCUUCGACGCUCAUAUGCAGAUGAACCAGGCCAUGUUUGCCGCCGGUACAGACGCGUAUGGCUAUGUGUUGAAGCCCGACUAUCUCAGAAAGCCUCGGACCAAGCACGGAGAUUUCGAGCAUCGGGUCAAGCUGCCCCGCUAUAAGAUCAGAUUCUCCGUCCAAGUGAUUUCGGCUCAACAGUUGCCUCGAGCGGCAAACAUGGGCAAAGAUACCCCAUUGAACCCGUUUAUUGAAGUGCAAAUGUUCAGCGCAGAGGACCGAGCUCGGGGGAUAGCCAACGGCACUGGUGGCACCGAGACCUACUCGAACGGCUAUCACGGCAUUGGAUCGCCCUAUCGAAGACAGACGCAAAUUCGGUUCGGCAAUGGGUAUAACCCUCAAUUUGGGGAAAACAUCGAACUUUCCCUCGAGACCAAAUACCCUGAACUUGUUUUUGUUCGAUUCAUCGUCCUAAAUUCGGAUGACGGAAGACACACGGGCAAAGGGGUCAAACAGCUUGCGGCCUUCACAGCCAAACUCGACAGCCUGCAGAAAGGCUAUCGACAUCUCCCCUUGUUUAAUGGACAAGGAGAAGAGUUCAUAUUCUCUACGCUGUUCUGCAAGAUCGCCAAGCAGGAGCCCAAGCUGAUGCCUUGGUCGUUGCAGGACGUCACGGAGCGGACUUCCAGACCCAACGUGCUUCGAGGUUUCCUCUCACGCGGCCUGUCAAGCGAUCGAGGCAGGGAGCGUGGGUCCGGUGUCGAAGAAUCAGACGCUGCCCGAGCAAGAUCGAACCGUGACACCGAGGAGAAGGCUAUCAAAAAGUAA